Molecule: messenger RNA, 2516 nt
Organism: Durio zibethinus
Lineage: Eukaryota; Viridiplantae; Streptophyta; Magnoliopsida; Malvales; Malvaceae
Source: RefSeq, a predicted model, not a curated record
CCUUCAACAAUAAAAAAAAUAAGCAGACUAAGAAAUUGGAUUUAACAUGUCUAUUUGAGACAAAUAUCUUAUAAGAAACUCAAACAAUGGCCCAAACCCAAAAGAAAAAAAAAAAGCAUCACAUGCUAUAAUGCUAUGGUGGUACGGACCAGAUGAAGAUAUCAGAGGGAAAAGGGGGGUGCCACUGCCAUUAUCCGGUGCAUGGUUCAUUGCAGGUGCCCAAAAUUAUGUCUUUUCAAGAAAGGAUAAAUCACAUAAUAAAUUCAUGACAUAUAUCACAUCAAAAUCAAUGUGGGGGGUGGGGUCAUCACCAAAGUAAAAUGAAUCAGAAAAAAAGACAAAAAGUCUUUGAAUUGUAACUAGAUAUAGUGGAAAACAUAAUUUUCUAUCAUGUUUGGUGAAAUUGCACUUGCCAAUCCCCAUUUGCUUCCACCAAAAUUUAGGUGUUUUUUUGGUGCCUUCACGCAAAUAAAUUUCGCAUACGAUAACUUAAGAGAUUCAAAAAAGGAAAAUCUUGUUGAUUUUUAGAAAUAAAAUUAAAGUCAAAUGUGCUAGAGUGAUCAACCAAAAAUAGAGGAGGAGAAUAUUUUGUUCCAAGCUUUAAGUGUUGUGAAUCUGGGUUCGGCCUGCAAAACCUAAGCCCCAAACUUGGUGUGAAAUUGAGUUGUGGUGAAAUUCUAGGACCAAUUGUUGGCCUGUUAUUUUCGGACUAAGAGUCCAAAUAACAUGAUGGAAGCCCAUUUUCCACCUGUGUUUAAAAAUGAAUGGCCUCAUCGGCCAUGGCCCUCAAAGAAAAUGUGUAGAAGAAAAAUGAAAUUCUUAUGCUCGCUGGUUUUAGCUUUCUUUCUUUUUAUCCAUAUCUCAAACAGUUCUGUAUAACUGGGCAUGUCAUUUCCUUGAAAAAUAAGGAAUACCCAUGUCGUGUCUUGAAGAGUUUUCCCCUGGUAUCAGCUAUGAUCAAUUGUGGGUUCCUCUUUUAGUGGGACUUCUGAUGCCUAGGCCAUCCUUAUUCUGUUUCCACCAUGAAUUUCCUUUUGGCUAAAGAAGAUGCAGAGAAGAAAGCAGGUACUAAAUCAUGCUUCUAUUGCAACAAAGUAUUCAACAACUAUCGAGCUCUAGGUGGCCACCUUAGGAUUCAUCAGGAGGAUAAGACAUUGAGGUCCUUGAAUUAUCCUGGUCGUUCCAGUAAUUCCAUGGACAUUACUAGGAAUCCUCCUGCAUCCCUACCAAUUGGCCAACGGAACUCAUCAGCUGGUGGGAACAACCCGACUCCAUUCACUAGAGCACCCCCUCCGCUUGACUUUUCUAGGAUGUUCUGCUCAAAUGAAGCAAACCAGGCAAGUAGGAGCAAAUUCACUGGCAGCAAUCCUGGAGUUGCACAAGCUCAGAUUAUCAUGUCUCCAGACUUCUCACAUGGCUGCAGUAGUGGUUCAACUUAUCACCAUAACAGUUUGGCUUCAAGAGCAUUUGUUCCAGCUGGUGCCAAUGCAGCUAUGUCUUCUGCUGCAUUUGCUCCAUCUGGUAGUGGUGUCGCCACUGGCUUUCCUAUAGAUGCUUCAUUAUGUUUGGGCUCAAAUGGAGGCUGUCAGUUUAAUACUGAUGAAUUUCAGAUUAGCCCGGACGGUUUGCCAACAUCCUCUGCAGAUACCUUGCAGAACAUUCAAGGUCCUCCUCCAUGCUCAACCCUGGAUAAAGUUGGUCAAUAUGAUAGAAGAAGUUUGUUGACUUGCAAAGAAGGUAAGAAGCCCUACUUAGCUGAUGGAUCAGGGAAUGCUGACAUAACGAAUGCAUCAAAAAAACCUAGGAUUGCCCCCGUUGCACUUGUGGAACCAGAGAAUCUUCAGACAAAAGAGCUAUCACUCUUCGUGGAUUUUGAUGAUUCAAUUUCUGCACCGGAGAGUUGUUUUAAUGCUGAAGACAAAGGUCCAGCAGACGUAGAUUUGUCUCUUCAUCUGUAGACUUGUGUGUUUCUCUCUAUAAUAAAUAAGUAAUAGUAGAAGAAUAAAGAAGUGGUCUCUCUUGUCUUGCCCUCCCCACCCCCUAAAAAAAAAGGAAUGUAAUGUUUCUAUGCACUGCUGAACUAUUUACAAAAUGCAUAUUCGGUUUGGUUAAAUUUUAUAUCAUCUAUUAUGAAAUUUCUUCUGGAUUGUGGAGUUUGAUUAAUCUUUGCAUUGCUUAACUGGGUCUUGAAUUUGAAAACUUGUAAAUAAGUUCUUAUGAUUGGUUUUAUAGAAUCAUAUAGACAUGAGAGAGAGGAAACAAUUGGAAUUGGAAAAGCGACGUUUUAGUUUUGGACUUCGUUCUGAAUGUAGAUACAUGGAAACAAGGCUUUGGUCGAAGUUCAGUGUUCAGCAUUAUCACCUACAGUUGUUGUCUCUUAUGUCUGGAGCAGUUUAUAUUCUUCCUAAUAACACUAGUAUUUGUCUUAGUUAGGGUCCUUUUCGGCACUGCUGUAAACUGUUCUGGAGUAGUUGUUAGAGCAAUGGCUUAUGUAUUACAAUCUUUCUCUGAUCUUG